Messenger RNA from Mus pahari (shrew mouse), 4490 nucleotides. RefSeq names its product bromodomain testis associated (gene Brdt). The transcript is spliced from 19 exons. Gene Ontology annotation, biological process: positive regulation of transcription elongation by RNA polymerase II; chromatin remodeling. Gene Ontology annotation, cellular component: chromatin; nucleus. Bases 343 to 3192 code for a protein of 949 amino acids. Lineage: Eukaryota; Metazoa; Chordata; Mammalia; Rodentia; Muridae. The record is from RefSeq and is a predicted model, not a curated record.
GUCCCAUAAAGGCGCCAGUCGCAGGCUGCUGACAGCCGCCAUCCGGGCUAGAGCUGGCGGCCACCGGUGGAGAACCGGGAGCGACGGCUCUGUGCUGCUUCAUCUAGUAUAAACUGAAAGGGUGUUUGGAUACCGUCCUUUCUUAAGAGGAAUUUGUAGACUUUUCCUGCUAAGACCUCAAUUUGUAUUUUUGAAGAACAGAAAGAAAUUCUGUGACGUGUUUAAAUAAUUUAAACCAUCUAAGACCAAGACAUACAUAAUGAAGCAAUGCAUACUAUUUGUAUAAAAAAGGACACGUCCUCAUAGACAACUUUAAAAUACCAGGAUCUGAAGUGGUUGAGAAUGUCUCUGCCAAGUCGACAAGCAGCUAUUGUCAACCCCCCUCCACCAGAGUACAUAAACACUAAGAAGAGUGGGCGGUUGACGAAUCAGCUGCAGUUCUUACAGAGGGUUGUGCUGAAGGCUUUGUGGAAGCACAGCUUCUCCUGGCCUUUUCAACAGCCCGUGGACGCUGUGAAACUAAAGCUGCCUGACUAUUACACUAUCAUAAAAACCCCAAUGGACUUAAGUACAAUUAAGAAGCGGUUGGAAAAUAAGUAUUAUGAGAAGGCUUCCGAAUGCAUAGAAGACUUCAACACAAUGUUCUCAAACUGCUACUUAUACAACAAGACUGGAGAUGACAUUGUUGUUAUGGCCCAAGCUCUAGAGAAGUUAUUUAUGCAGAAAUUAUCUCAGAUGCCACAAGAAGAGCAAGUUGUGGGUGGUAAGGAGAGAAUAAAGAAAGAUAUUCAACAAAAGAUAGCGGUUUCCUCUGCUAAGGAACAAAUUCCCUCCACAGCGGCAGAGAAUGUCUUUAAGCGGCAAGAGAUUCCCUCUGGGCUUCCUGACAUCUCUCUCUCUCCCUUAAACAUGGCACAAGAAGCUCCCCCGACCUGUGACUCACAGUCUCUGGUCCAAAUUACAAAGGGUGUGAAGAGACGAGCAGACACAACAACUCCUACCACUUCCAUAGCUAAAGCAAGUAGCGAAUCUCCUCAGGCACUUAUAGAAACAAAGCCAGUGAACAUGCCAGUAAAGGAAAAUACAGUAAAGAACAUUUUGCCAGACUCUCAGCAGCAACACAGAGUUUUCAAAACAGUCAAAGUAACGGAGCAGUUAACGCACUGCAGCGAGAUUCUUAAAGAAAUGCUUGCCAAGAAGCAUUUGUCGUAUGCAUGGCCCUUCUACAAUCCUGUGGAUGCUGAUGCUUUGGGACUCCACAACUACUAUGACAUUGUCAAAAAUCCCAUGGAUCUUGGAACGAUCAAGGGGAAAAUGGACAAUCAAGAAUAUAAGGAUGCAUAUGAAUUUGCUGCAGAUGUCAGAUUGAUGUUCAUGAACUGUUACAAGUAUAAUCCUCCCGAUCAUGAAGUUGUGGCGAUGGCUAGGACCCUUCAGGAUGUUUUUGAACUGCAUUUUGCCAAGAUUCCCGAUGAGCCUGUUGAGAGUAUGCAUCCGUGUCACCUUACAACAAACAGUGCACAAGCCCUCAGCGGAGAGAGCAGCAGCGAGGCCUCCUCGGGCGACGCCUCUUCUGAAGACUCUGAGGAUGAACGAGUGCAGCAUCUUGCCAAGCUUCAGGAGCAGCUUAAUGCUGUUCAUCAGCAGCUGCAAGUUCUGUCCCAAGUUCCAUUACGUAAGCUGAAGAAAAAGAACGAGAAGUCUAAAAGGGCGCCAAAAAGGAAAAAGGUUAAUAACAGAGAUGAAAACCCAAAGAAAAAACCUAAGCAAAUGAAACAAAAGGAGAAGGCCAAAAGCAAUCAACCAAAGAAGAAGAAGCCACUUUUGAAAUCGGAAGAGGAAGACAAUGCGAAGCCUAUGAACUACGACGAGAAAAGGCAGCUGAGCUUGGACAUAAACAAACUGCCUGGAGACAAGCUUGGUCGAAUAGUUCAUAUAAUACAGUCAAGGGAGCCUUCCCUGAAAAACUCCAACCCAGACGAGAUCGAGAUCGACUUUGAGACCCUGAAGGCAUCCACACUUAGAGAACUGGAGAAGUACGUCCUGGCCUGUCUGAGGAGAAGGUCGCUGAAGCCCCACGCAAAGAAGGUUGUCAGGUCUAAGGAGGAGCUCCAUUCUGAAAAAAAGCUGGAGCUGGAGAGGCGGUUGCUAGACGUCAACAAUCAGCUGAAUUGUAGGAAACGGCAAACGAAACGUCCAGCGAAAGUGGAGAACCCGCCCCCGCCCCCGCCCCCUCCGCCGCCCCCGGAGCUGGCCAGUGGGUCCCGCCUGAGCGACAGCAGCAGCGGCAGUGGCAGCAGCAGCAGCAGUAGCAGCAGCAGUAGCAGCAGCAGCAGCUCCUCGGAGUCCGCGAGCAGCAGCAGCGACUCGAGCUCCUCCGACAGCAGCGAUUCUGAACCAGAAAUAUUUCCUAAAAUUACUGGAGUAAAACAGAAUGAUUUGCCUCCAAAAGAAAAUAUAAAGCAGAUCCAGUCUUCUGUGCAAGACCUAACCUCGGCUGAAGCUGCCCUUGCUCAGCAGAGCACGGCGCCCUGCGGAGCUCCAGGGAGGCGCUCCCAGCAGAUGCUUGGUUGCCAAGUGUCACAGCAUCUGCAGGCCACGGAGAGCACUGCAGCUGUGCAGACUCAGCCUCUUUCAGGUGAUUGCAAGCGAGUAUUGCAUGACCCUCCUGUGGUACACACCUCUGCUGAGAGCCUCACAGUGCUGGAGCCAGAAUGUCAUGCUCCUGUGCAGAAGGAUAUAAAGAUUAAAAAUGCAGACUCUUGGAAAAGUUUAGGGAAGCCAGUGAAAGCAUCAAGUGUUCUGAAAUCUUCAGAUGAGCUUUUCAACCAGUUUAGAAAAGCUGCAAUAGAAAAGGAAGUAAAGGCCCGGACACAGGAGCAGAUGCGGAAACACCUGGAGCACAAUGUGAAGGACCCAAAAGUAUCUCAAGAAAAUCAGAGGGAGCCUGGAAGUGGAUUGACUCUAGAAUCUUUAUCAAAUAAAGUGCAAGAUAAGUCUCCUGAAGAAGAGCCGAGUGACCAGCAGCCACCAUCAGAAGCUCAAGACAUAAGCAAGCUCUGGCUUCUCAAAGACCGGAAUUUAGCGAGGGAGAAAGAGCAAGAGCGCAGGAGAAGAGAAGCAAUGGCGGGCACCAUUGAUAUGACUCUUCAAAGUGACAUUAUGACAAUGUUUGAAAAUAACUUUGAUUAAAACUCAGUUUGUAAAUUAACCCUCAACUUUAAAUGAAAGGUAAAAAUGUUUACAGUGCGUGUGGUAAAGUGAUUACUUUCAACAACAGAAUGUCAAUCACAAAUUGUGUUCUGACUGCCCUAAAACAAUUACAUAUUUUUCAUUUACAUUUUUAAUAAAUAUGUUCUUUUAAUGACAUAAUUUAUAAAACGUUUUAUAAUUUUGACCUCUGAAAGUAAAUAGAUUUUAUUCAUCCUAAAAAGGGCUGUCAGUGAUGUAAUAUAGUCCUGAUCUAAGUAAGUCUAAAAGGGAUCAUCAGAUUGAAAAAGAAUGAAGAAUAUGUAAAAGUACAUAAAACAGGUUUUGUUGAAUUUUUAACUUUUGUUCUUUGUCUAAGCCUGUUUGUUGGUUGGUUGGUUUGUGUCCUUGUUUGAGACAGGGUCUCAUCUACUCAGGCUGGCUUUGGUGAAUUCAACAUGUAGCCAAGGCUGGCCUUGAUCUCCUGAUUCUCCUGCCCUCAGCUCUCAAGUACUGGACUCCAGAAGUGUGUCAUCAUGCCUGGCUGAGCUGUUAACUUUUCAAAGAGAUAUGUGUCUGCUGUCAGAAUUGUAACAACUUCUAACAAGAAUUCUUGGUUUCCAUGUGAGUCACAGUGUGUCAGAUUCUCUGCUAGUUCCACAUUUAAAUUUCAUACUGCCUUUUGUUUUAAAGUAAUAUUAGCUAUGAUUUGAAAGGUGUUAAAUUUUAAACAAAUAGUAAAUAUUGUGUAUACAAGGUUCUGUAGGAAUGUGUCAGACAUUUCUUAAAAUGUGUAGGUGAUAGCAAUGAAUAUUUGCCUAACUAGGGGAAAUUACAGCCUAUGAAACAUUGAUGUUUUGUCAUUUUUCAAACUGCAUUCAUGUCUAAACCAUAUGUAUUCUUUUUUAAAAUUUUAAACCUUUGACCAUUUGAAAUAUAACCUGAUUAAGGCAAUGCUGUGAUAUUAUCUAAAGUACAAACUCAAAGUGUGUCCAGACAGGGCAGUGUACACCUGCUGUCCAGACAGGGCAGUGCACACCUGCUGUUCAGAGUUGUGCACACCUGCUGUCUAGACAGAGUUGUGUACACCUGCUGUUCAGACAGGGCAGUGCACACCUGUUGUAAUUCCAGUAUUUGGGGGGCAGAGGAAGAGAAGGAGACACUGCUGAUAACUCAAGACCAGCCUGGUUCACAUAGCAAUCUUCAGAUUCUGGUCAUAGCCAGACCUCCUUGACUGAGAAGAACCAAGAAAGAGAGAAAGAGAAUAAGAAGAUGGUAUUGCUUUCAGGAAACAGCCAGAA